This is a messenger RNA of Salvia splendens (bonfire salvia), 506 nucleotides long. RefSeq lists its product as uncharacterized. The transcript is spliced from 2 exons. The record is from RefSeq and is a predicted model, not a curated record. The coding region runs from base 197 to 499 and encodes 100 amino acids. Lineage: Eukaryota; Viridiplantae; Streptophyta; Magnoliopsida; Lamiales; Lamiaceae. Gene Ontology annotation, molecular function: nucleic acid binding; zinc ion binding.
GUGGCGUAAAGCCAAUGAGAUGACGAAGUGAUACAUGUUGGCUUCUAUGUCAACAGUACUUCAACAUCAACAUCAAGGCAUGAACACUGCUAUUGAGAUGAUGAGCGGCUAAAUCAUUAGCCUUUUUGGCACCCAAGUAACUAUAAUCCUUCAGAGUUUGCCAGCUAGCUAUCAGUAGUUCAAGCUCAAUUUCGAGAUGAACAAGAGGGCUUACACCCUAGCUGAACUGUUGACUGAGUUGCAGUCAGCGGAGGAUCUUAUGGUCCAGACAAAGGCUGCUAUGAUGAGUUUUAGGCCGUCUUCCUCAGGCUCUAAGCCAGGUAAGGGGAAGAAGAAAGCCCAGAAUGUUGUAGCACCAAAGAUAGCUAAGGGCAAAAAGAAACGGGUGAACACGAACAAGAAGCAAAGUGGCAAGUGUUUCAAAUGCGGAGAAAAUGGGCUUUGGAAGCCGGAUUGUCCUAAAAAGGCCAAUGGCUCAGGUAACAAGGCAGUUGAAUGAAACAAAG